Messenger RNA from Ruditapes philippinarum (Manila clam), 3306 nucleotides. RefSeq lists its product as uncharacterized. Lineage: Eukaryota; Metazoa; Mollusca; Bivalvia; Venerida; Veneridae. The coding region runs from base 1585 to 3306 and encodes 573 amino acids. The record is from RefSeq and is a predicted model, not a curated record. The transcript is spliced from 7 exons.
UCCGGGGACAGGUUUUCUUUAAACAAGUAAUUAAAAAUAAUCAAUAGCCAUUAUCUGAAUGUACAAUACAUUAACUUUCAUAUGACUUUUACCACUUGCGCAAUGCAUUAUAUUAUGUCUACUGGUGUAACAACAACUGAUUGUUUAUUUAUAUAUGCAGUACCCUUGAAUGAAUUUUAGCAUUCAAAAAGAAACUUCGAUAUAAUUAAUGACUAGAACAUCAACGAUCAGAUAUCAAUAUGAAAAUAAUUGACGACAAAGAACAGAAAUAUUCGAUUGGUGAUAAUUGAAAUCAUUGGUUUAAUUAUAUAUUAUAUAAAUCAAAUGAUAACGAUCAUAAACCAUUUUUGUUUAUGUUCGUUUUUCUUUUAUCGAUCAAACAAUAAAAAUACAAAUGCUACAACAGAAAGGUAGGGAAACAAAGCAAAAUGCAGCGUUUAAAUUUAGGCUAAAAUGUUAACUGUAAAUUGUAAAUAGUUUACAUGUAAGAAACUGAUUAAAAGUUAGGUGUUUAAGAUAAUAGUUGUAACCGUUUAUACAACUUUAAACAUUUAAAAUAAAUACACGCCUAUAGUAUAUUUAUACCCUCACACUAGGGGGAAGGUGGCAUUUAGAUUUGCCCUUGUCAGUUUGUGCGUGCGUGCCUCCAUUCCAAAAUGUUGUGUGACGUGAAGCUCUUAUGGUGCUCGAGCCUAAGUCAACAAACUUCACAGGAAUGUUGAUCACCAUGAAGUUGUGUACCUGGGGAUUCGCGUGUUGAUUAAUCCAGUUUUGUAAGAGUAAUUGCCCUUGACAGUAAAAAUUAGGUCGCCUGGUCUCAAAUAAGAUUCGAUUUGAGUCUUGAAACUUUGCAGUAAUUUCGGUCGGAAUGUGUAUUUUUGCACCUUGGGUUUGCUUAUUGAUUGAGUCAGUAUUUGUAGAGUUAUUGCUUUUGAUUUAAGUAAAACUUGAAAUUAGUGUCGCGCUUUACUCAAAAAUGUUUGACUCAGAGUAAUGAAACUUUUCAGAAAUGUUGGUUAGCAUAAGUAGUUGUGCAUCUGCAGUUUUGCUUGUUUUUGUUUGUUCAAGCAUACUUUAGGAUAUAAAAAGUUGAUGUUUGAAUUUCUACCAGCUCAAUAUUAGAAACUUGGAUAUUAUUUAUAUGACCCAACCACGUAGGGGUAAGGGAAGUCCUGAAGAAUUUCCUUUGUCUGUCCGUCUGUCAUACUGUCCUGUUGUACGUCAGGAGACUUACAAAACAGUGGAAUAUGGGGGCAUCUGUGUCCUGUGGACACAUUUUCAGUUUUUAGUUUUAAUCCAUUGUAUAUGGGUUUAAUCCGGUAUUUUUUUUAUCGAUUGGUGUAUCGUAAAAAAUAUUUUAUAACAGAACAUUUUUCGUGAAAUAAAAAGUAAUAUUAUUUCAUUAGUCAAUAUAACAGUUUUUGUUUGUUUGUUCGUUUUUUAAUCCGCCCGUUGCAUUUUUGUCGCAUUUCGUGAGAAUGAAAUUCCAAUGCUUUUUCCUGUCAUGUCACCUUGAUUUUUUUAUGGAUUUCUUUUUAGAUUCAUUCGCUUGUCAUUUACAGUCUAAAAAGUCAGUGAAAUCAAAUGAAACAUUUAUACUAUUUUAGUUUCAACAAAGAGGCAGGUAUCAGCUGUACAUCAGACAUGUCGUUUUUCUGGUUCCGGCAAGUUAAUAGUAUUUUUUGUCUUGGAACUGGCUAUCACAACGAAGACGAAUGUGUUCAAGGUUCCACACGGGACAAUGUAAUACGAAUUCGAACGAAUGACUCUAUCACAAAUGUUUCAAUGAUGGGCACAGUUGCGGAGGCGACCUUUAAUUGGGAUUUGAUACAUGUUAAUGGUUGCACGGAAUACGAAACUGGAUGGCGCUGUACAGACAGAUUUGUGAAUUGUUCUAAGUAUGAAGAAGGCUUUUGUACACGAUAUGCAGACUUUGCGAAAUACUAUUGUGCAAAAUAUUGUGGAAUAUGCUUUGCAGAUAGUUAUGGUAGAAAAUUCCUAGUAAAACUACCUCCCCAGAAAUUUAAAAAAUGCUGGAUUUUAGUAACAUCACUCAAUGAAAAUACCCACGUUGGAAUUACAAAAAAUGUCUUGGACAAACCCGAAGUAUCUAUUACCAGCACUCGAGGAGAUGAAGAUGGCAAAAGAUAUUAUAAUUGUUCAAACAUGGAUAACAUUAUUAAUUUUAAAAUAAUAAGUGAUGACGAUGUUGAUGUAGUUGUAUAUUACAUUUCUGGUAGACAUAAUACGGUUAUAAGAAGCUCUAGAAUAUACCCAGUUGAUACAUUUGGGACAGAGUUCAUGGUUUUUGCACAUGAUAAAACAAAAUGCAUGUUUAUAUCUGAGCAUGUAGAUGUCAAAGUAACAGCAUACUUUUCAGGUAUUGCUCAAAGUGGUCUUACACUAAAUGACUCUGAGAGCAUUUCUGUCAAGAACAAUUCUCUUUUUACAAUGGAAAAGCAUAAUGAAAUUUCUGGAACCAGUUUAAAAUUUAAUAAACCGUCCAUGGUGUAUUGUCAUGAUAUCACAUAUGCUAUGAACUAUUUCUUACCGGUUAACACGUGGUCUAACAAAUACGUUGUCCCUUCCGUUGAAAUUGAAUCAAAUGAACGUCAGUUUAAAGGCAUUUUGCACAUCGUUUCGUAUACUGAUAACAAUAUUGUGACUAUAUCUGGCGGCUUUGAUGCUAAACAUGCAAUAUAUAACAAAGGAGACAAGAUUGAACAAGAAAUAGACGUAUCUGUGUCGUAUCUUUUAACAUCAGUAGGAAAUAUCGCGGUUGGAUUAUAUCUAGAAGAUAGGGAGGAUUCCAGCAAAUAUACAUUCAGUUUGUUACCUUCCAUUGAAAAUCAUCACGACACUAUUUUGACAUCCGUCCCGGCAAAUUGUUACUCUGAUAUAGAUACUACAAACACAGAAUUUUCGACAUUUUCGGUCGACGAAAACCUUGUUGUAAACAAUGAGACAAUGUUGAUAGGCAGAGACAGUCACCUAGAGCUAUUCGAACAGAAUAUAAGUGUUGGCAAAUCCAAAUAUGAAAUUGCAAUGCUGCAUUCAGGGAAAAGGUGGCUAAUCGUUCCUGGAAAUAUAAAAGCAAAAUACCUUUCACAACAAAAGAAGAAUAUCUGCAAUAUAACAAAGUCAACACACGGUGAUGGGGUUGACAAUGACUGUGAUGGUUUAAUAGAUGAAGAUGGUUUCUAUGGUGAUGGUUACGGGAUUUAUAAAGAAGAUAAUGAUCUUGAUGGGGACUUUGGGGAAGAUUUCGGUGGUGACAAAAUUUUAAAGGUAUACUGUGAAUGCUGA